AUCGGUUGCCGUAACAACAGAAGCCUGGAGUCAGAGUAACCUGGGACAGAGAGUGAAGUGGGGGAAAGAGUGCGCUGGAAGGUCACGCCACGCCAUGAGCGGCUCCGAGGUGGACGAUCACAUCAACCGCAAAUACCAACUGAAAAGGCGCCUGGGGAAGGGGGCUUAUGGAAUAGUGUGGAAAGCGAUUGAUCGGCAGACCGGAGAGGUGGUGGCAGUCAAGAAAAUAUUCGACGCGUUCAGAAAUCAAACCGAUGCACAGAGGACAUUUCGAGAAAUAUUAUUCCUUCAGGAAUUUGGAAACCAUCCUAAUAUUAUCAAACUGCUUAAUGUGAUUCGAGCAGCAAAUGACAAAGACAUCUACUUGGUCUUCGAGUAUAUGGAGACUGAUUUGCACGCUGUAAUAAAGAAGGGAAAUCUGUUGAAGGAUAUUCACAUUCGCUACAUCCUAUACCAGCUAUUGAAAGCCACCAAGUUUAUCCAUUCUGGAAAUGUUAUCCAUCGGGAUCAAAAGCCUUCCAACAUCCUUCUGGAUGCGGACUGUUUUGUCAAACUCUGUGACUUUGGUCUGGCUCGUUGCAUUAAUCAGAUCCAGGAGGAGCAGGGGAAUGCAGCAUUAACGGAGUAUGUGGCUACUCGUUGGUACCGAGCACCAGAAAUCCUUCUCGCAUCUCCCAGAUACACAAAAGGCGUGGACAUGUGGAGCAUUGGCUGUAUUCUAGGAGAGAUGCUGCUUGGGAAACCACUUUUUCCAGGAACUUCCUCAAUAAAUCAAAUCGAGAGAAUCAUGAGUGUAAUUCCAGCACCAUCCAAGGAAGACAUCCUGUCCAUUAACUCUGAUUAUGGGGCCUCGGUUGUUCAGAAGGUGUUGAGCAGGCCCAGGUCUUCAAUCGAUCAGCUCCUGCCCAGCACCACACCACCAGAUGCUCUGGACCUGCUGAAUAAACUGCUGGUAUUUAAUCCAGACUGUCGGCUGACUGCUGAGGAGAGCCUCUCACAUCCCUAUGUCAACAGGUUUCACAACCCAUUGAAGGAACCAAGACUAGAUUGUGAUAUUAUCCUUCCUGUGAACGAUGACACACAGCUGUCUGUGGGAGAGUAUCGGAACAAGCUGUAUGAGAUGAUUCUAGAGAGAAAGAUCAAUGUUCGACUCCAGAAGCGCUUCCUGAAGGGGCUAGAGCCAGUGAAACCGCCGCCAGACCCUGAGCAGAAAGAACCAAUGCCAGCCAGUCCCAAAACCAUAGGUAUAUCCACGACAGAGGGAUCCAUUCAGCCUGUGCUACAUGGAGACAGAGUGGUCAACAAUCCAAUAGUAAACCACAGCUCAUAUAAUCCAAUAACUCACAACACCGUAUCAUACGCAUCCUCUCACAGCGAUGUGACUAAGAAGAAACAGCUCUGCAUUCCCACAGUAUUCCAUCAGACCCAUGGAUAUCCAGUAAACAGAGUAAAUGAAAAUCCAGAUGCGCAGGAAUUGUGCAGCACACAACAGCAGAGUGUAGAUGCUCAGCUCAUCACACCCGGCCUUCCCAACUCAGAACCUCAUGGCAUCAAGUCAGCUCCUGUUGGCAGAAGCCGCCCAGCUUCCCACUAUCACCGGACAGCUAUCAACAACAUCCUGACCAGGAAGGAAGCUGGGCAUCGAGGUCUGGGAAUGACUGUAUCCUGUGCUCCAUUGAAUCCAAGGCCACAGUCACAAGCCCGAGAGAGCCGGCCCAAUAAGAAGAUGUUCCAGAUGAUGUCAAAUAUGGAAGCAGCAGGGAAUCCAAAAGCUGCGUGGGGCAGUUAUUGCCAGACCUAUGGGGUUAUUAGUCAAACUGGGCUGGAAAACCUGCGCCACCUCCAGAUCCAAAAUAAGCCAUAGCUACUCAGGACAGCACAGGUCAGAUCGCACAGCGGGAAUACAUCAACAGGGAACCUGCGCAGGAGUUAAACAGGACAGAGCUAGGACUGUGGUCAGGAAUCAUCCAGUCCAGCAUCUACUGGCAUACACUUCCAGCUGGGAAUGUUCCACAAGUGCCAAAACAAUGAGUACAUCAGGAUUUGACAGGAGAGAAGUUACUAUUUAAUGUGAAUAAUUAACUCUAUGCAAACAGCCACGCAGAGAAAUUGGUAACUUGCUCCACUGAUGAACAGUCCUGUGAAAGUGCCUUCAGGGGAGGGGAAGCUGGAGGCAGGAGCAGCUGGGUGGGGGUUGUGUGUGUGGCUGUGGCCUGGACUUCAAACUAGGAUUCCUUACUAGCCUGAAUGCAGGAUGCAGUGGACUUGACAUCCACCUUGAUUCAUUCAUGGCCUUUAACUCUCCAACCAAUUUCGCCCAGUUUCUGACUCAGCUCAAGAACUUCAGGUUAACUGUUUGUCAUUCUCGUUUUCUGUAAAUAUUUGUUGCUUCUGGAAUGUUUGAUAAUUAACCACAAAACUCUUGUUAAAAUGAACAUCUGUAGAUAUGUUAGAACAGUUAAUGUGAUUUUUCCAGAUGAUUAUUAAAA
Stegostoma tigrinum is the source of this 2489-nucleotide messenger RNA. RefSeq names its product mitogen-activated protein kinase 15 (gene mapk15). The record is from RefSeq and is a predicted model, not a curated record. Gene Ontology annotation, cellular component: nucleus; cytoplasm. The transcript is spliced from 14 exons. Lineage: Eukaryota; Metazoa; Chordata; Chondrichthyes; Orectolobiformes; Stegostomatidae. Gene Ontology annotation, molecular function: MAP kinase activity; ATP binding. Bases 95 to 1864 code for a protein of 589 amino acids. Gene Ontology annotation, biological process: intracellular signal transduction; protein phosphorylation.